AUGAAUCAGUGCACAAGUCAUUUGCCCUGCCUCAACCUUCAAGGUCCAACAUCUAGCUCUGCUGGGUCAGAACCAAAGCAUAUACCUUUUCGAGGACAUCAGAGAACUAUUGAAGGUGAAAAAAAGACAAUUCCAAAGGUUAAAAGAAGGAAAACUAAGAAAGAGCUGGACGCCAAGUUUCAUAAAUCAGAAAUGGAAACUUUUCGUAGUAAAGGGUCUCGAAGGUUGCUGAAGAAACAGGACUUGAGUCGUAAUCCAUUCUGCUCAAGAGUUGUCCAAUCUUCGGUACAAAAGUGUGCAUGCAACUCAAAUCCAGUCAUCAUAACCCAAAACCGUCUGAGUCAUCACCAGGGAAUGUUUAAUCGAGAGGUGAAAUCCGUUGAUAUUGGGAGACUUCUGACCAAAGAACCUGAGAACAAGGAUAAUGCAGAGUUAGACCUUCAGAAACAUAGAUCCAAGUCAGAAGGAAAUAUAGGUCAGGAUUGUAGUUCUUGUUCAACAGCCUUACCACCAAGAACUGAAUCACAACAGAAUGAUAGCAUUAUCUCUCUAAAAUCAAGAGGGCCAAAAACACCUAUCCAGCCCAUCGAAUCUGUCACAGACAUAGUGCAGAAUGAGGAAAAGACCCCACUAUCUGGACAGGAAGGCAAUGUCCAUCGUCCCACCUCGUGGUCAAGCAGUGAGACAGAGCUUCCUGAAGUGGAGACAGAGGCUGCUCCUGUUUUUGAGGUUGCAGAGGAGAUCUUUAAAAUGCUUGACACCCAGGUACUAUUCCCAGGCCGUAACCUAGUAAAUGAAAUUCAGAAAGCUAUAAUGGAAAAUAUGAGACAGAAUCAUGAAAAGGACACCAAUCGGCCUGCAGUACCUGCACAAAGUGAGCUUGAUUAUGGCUUCAAAGGUAAGCCUUUUGCAUGA
Messenger RNA from Pelobates cultripes (western spadefoot toad), 915 nucleotides. NCBI's taxonomy places the organism in Eukaryota, Metazoa, Chordata, Amphibia, Anura, Pelobatidae. The record is from the annotation of a GenBank genome assembly.